Rotaria socialis is the source of this 1317-nucleotide messenger RNA. The record is from the annotation of a GenBank genome assembly. NCBI's taxonomy places the organism in Eukaryota, Metazoa, Rotifera, Eurotatoria, Philodinida, Philodinidae.
AUGAGUCGACUAUCAUAUUUUGUUUUCAUUCUAAUAUCUAUAGUUGUAUGGAGUGAAGCCGAACGUGAAUAUAUUGGUGAUAAACUAGUUAGUUUAGAACCAUUAAAUAAUGAACAUAUCAAAUAUCUACAAGAUCUGGAAAUAAAUGGUUCACUUGAUUUUUGGACUGAGAUUAUAACAGCAACCAAACCGAUUGAUGUUCGUAUAAAAAAAAGUGAAUUUGACCAAUACGCUUCAGAAUUUAAACAACGUUCAUUGCCAUUCCGCGUUAUUGUUGAUGAUGUACAAGCUGCUAUUGAUGAUGAAAAACAACAAAUUGACCAAGAAAAUUUAAAAAGACAACUUAAAAGUCGGUUUUUGGGACAACCCAAAGCUGAUAUUGUCGGUACAUAUGCUAGUUAUGACGAAAUGGUAGCAUAUCUUGCAGAUAAAGCACAGGCUGAUUCACAACACAUUACCGUUGUUGAUAUUGGUCAAACAUAUGAAAAUAGACGUAUACAAGGUAUUUCAAUAAAAUUCAAUCCAGCAGCAACGCGAAAUAUUUGGAUUGAUUGUGGUAUUCAUGCAAGAGAAUGGAUCACACCGGCUGCGUGUAUUUGGAUGGUUGAUAAAUUAAUUGAUGAAUAUAACAAAAAUGAUGCUACCGUUACAAGCUUACUCAAUUAUUGGAAUGUUUAUAUUGCACCCUCACUGAAUCCUGAUGGAUAUCAAUAUAGUCGAACAACCAGUCGAUUAUGGCGUAAAAGUCGUGCGAGAGGUACUACUGGAAGUUGUUACGGUGUUGAUCUCAAUCGUAAUUAUCCACGAAGAUGGAUGACGGGAGGUGCCAGUAGCAGUGAAUGCAGUGAUACGUAUGCUGGCCGAUCCGCCGGAAGUGAACCUGAAACAAAAGGUGUUAUUAAUUUUCUUCAAUCUAAAAUUGGUACCUGGGAUAUGUAUAUGUCAUUUCAUUCAUAUGGACAAUGGUGGUUUACACCAUACGGUUAUGAUACAAGCCUUCCAGCAAAUUAUAAUUCACAAUAUGCCAAAGCACAAAUAGGAGCAAACGCUAUUAAAAGUGUCAACAGUGGUAGAACAUAUGCCAUUGGUAGUGUCGCUCAAUUGUUAUAUAUUGCCAGUGGUAGUACUAUUGACUGGGCUUAUGAUGAUUUGAAAAUUCCAUUUGCAAAUACAGUCGAACUUCCACCGAUAUCAGCAUCUCCCGGUUUUGUUUUACCACCAAGCGAAGCACCUGGUGUAUGCCAUGAAACAUAUGUUGGUAUGAAAGCAUUUUUGGCUGCUAUUAAGCAAGAACUUCAAAGCAGCAUGAGCGGUUAA